Molecule: messenger RNA, 5517 nt
Organism: Carcharodon carcharias (great white shark)
Lineage: Eukaryota; Metazoa; Chordata; Chondrichthyes; Lamniformes; Lamnidae
Gene: ercc6l2
Product: excision repair cross-complementation group 6-like 2
Exons: 20
Coding region: 113-4864 (1583 amino acids)
Molecular function (GO): ATP binding; ATP-dependent chromatin remodeler activity
Source: RefSeq, a predicted model, not a curated record
ACUUCCGGGUGACCGGCAUUUCCCGGCCGGUAGUGAGCGGCGCGCGGUGGGUUUGUGACACUGUUGUCGCCGUUGUGCUGGAAAACCCAUGCAUUGAAAAGUUCUUCCACAAAUGGAACAAAGCGUCUCAGCCUCUGAAUCAAACAUCGAUACCAGAGCAGAAAACUGGUUUGUUGGUGAUCAGGUUUUGGCUCCCUUUCCUGGAGAUGAUGAGCUAUAUGAGGCCACAAUAAAGUCCAUUUCUACAGGUGACGAUGGAAGAACUGUGGCAGUUGUAAGGUUUUCCAGCUUCAAUGAAGAGACAGUGGCAAUAAGCGCACUCAAAAGAAAAAGCAAAAGCGAAUGCUGGAAAGGUUUUAUUUUUGAUGAUGAUGAUUUGGAGAAGCCCUUCUUCCAUGACAAAAAGACACUGGGCCCCAAGGUCUCUUUCAAAUUGUCUGAGGGCAGCAUAUGCAUACCGUAUACAAUUAACAGAUACUUGAGAGACUACCAGAGAGAUGGAGUCCAGUUCAUUUGUAGACAUUACUUUCGUGGUGGAGGAUGUAUCCUUGGCGAUGACAUGGGACUUGGAAAAACAGUUCAGGUUAUUUCCUUUCUAGCAGCAGUGCUUCAAAAAACAGGGACUCGAGAGGAUAUUGAAAAUAACAUGCCCAAAUUUUUACUGAAGACUAUGAGGAAGGAAUCAAAAGCAACCAAUGACAAAAUUUUUCUCAUAAUUGCUCCUCUCUCUCUGCUGUAUAACUGGAAGGAUGAACUGGAUAGCUGGGGUUAUUUUAGAGUCUGUAUCUUGCAUGGCAACCAAAAAGACCAUACUUUCAGCUGCAUUCGACGGAGGAAGUGCGAGAUUGCCCUGACAACCUAUGAAACAGUCCGCCUCUGUUCGGCUGAUAUCAAUUGUAUUGAGUGGUCUGCAGUGUUUGUAGAUGAAGCCCAUAAGAUAAAGAAUCCUAAAGCUCAGAUCACACAGACUUUGAAGGCCCUGAAGUGCAAGGUUAGAAUUGGGCUAACUGGAACCAUUUUGCAGAACAACAUGGAUGAGCUAUGGUGCGUCAUGGACUGGGCAGUACCAGGUUGCCUGGGCAACAGAGCUCAUUUUAAGGAAGAGUUUUGCAAUCCAAUCGAAUUUGGUCAGAGGCAUACAGCAACCAAAAGAGAACUAGCUGUUGGGCGAAAGUCUAUGAGACGGUUGGCAAAACGCAUGUCCUUUUGGUUUCUGAGACGUACCAAGGCACUCAUCAGUGAUCAGCUACCAAAGAAAGAUGACCGGGUGAUAUACUGCUCUCUGACAGAGUUUCAGAAGAUGAUAUAUAAGGCAGUGCUGGAGACAGAGGACAUAAAGUUGGUGCUGCAUGGCUGGAAUCCAUGUAAUUGCAACAGUGGCCGAAAAAGGAAAAACUGCUGUUAUAAGCAAAAUCAAGAUGGCUGUACAGUACGGCAAAUUUAUUUUAGUUACUUGGCCAUUCUCCGUAAGGUAUCCAAUCAUGUUGCACUCCUGCAGCCUGAUGAGAACACAAGCAAGAUGCAGGCAUCCACUGUCAGAAGAGUUUGUGAACAUGUAUUUUGCAAGUUUCCAGAGUUUGCACAGCAGAGCAAAGAAGCUGCCUUUAUGACAAUUUCUGAUCCUAAAUACAGUGGUAAAAUGAAGGUUCUUCAGCGGCUUUUGGACCACUGUAGAAGGAACCAGGAAAAAAUUCUGCUCUUCUCCCUCUCUACCAAGCUUUUGGAUGUGCUGGAGAGAUACUGUAUGUCAACUGGAUUGGAUUACCGACGACUUGAUGGGAAAACCAAGACAGAGGAGAGGAUCAAAAUAGUGAAGGAAUUCAACAGUACACAAGACAUCAACAUUUGCUUAGUGUCCACAAUGGCUGGUGGCUUAGGGCUAAAUUUUGUUGGAGCUAAUAUUGUUGUGAUAUUUGACCCAACGUGGAAUCCAGCUAAUGAUCUGCAAGCUAUUGAUAGAGCAUAUCGCAUCGGUCAAUGCAGAGAUGUUAAAGUAUUCCGACUAAUUUCAUUGGGUACGAUUGAGGAGAUCAUGUAUCUGCGCCAGCUUUACAAGCAGCAACUGCACUGUGCCGUUGUUGGAAGUGAAAAUGCAAAGCGUUACUUCAAUGCGGUGCAAGGAUCAAAGGAGCACUAUGGAGAGCUGUUUGGAAUCCAGAAUCUUUUUGGCCUACGCACAGGUGGAUCCUGCUUGACCCGAGAUAUCAUUCAGAGGACAGGUCAACUGGAAGCAGGAGUGUUGACAGCUGCUACACAGUUGAGAGAAGAACCUCCAGCGACAAGGCUAGAAACAGUGAGUUUUCCGGCAUCUCUUGAUACAGGAAAAGUGUUGGGAGAAGAGAAUAACGACUUGCAGAUGCAACCUAAUAAAGGGAGCAAGCCAUCUAAAAGAAAGUCAGAAGAAUUUUCUGACUUCAGCAGUGACAGCGAGACAGAGCCUUCAAGUAUGACAAAAAUGAGGAGUGGUAAACAUGAUCUGGUAGAUACCAGUAACAAUGCAAAUUCCCGGGGACAGCUUACAUUGGCCCAGUGUGGAUUUUCCAAACUCCUUGACAGGAAAACAGGCACCAGAGAGGAAUUCAGCGAGAGUGACUGGAGUUCUGAUAAUGAGAUAUUAGAGAACCAAAGCACAGAAGAAAGCACAAGCAAUGAUUUAGGUUCGCCUGUAGAUAAGGCAAAAUACAGGAGCAGUGACUUGGCCUCGGAGGCCCACUCUGAUGCGCAACCUGUAAAAGGGAAUCAUGGGUUUGUUCAGCAAGUAAGACAAAAGCUUUGUCAAAACUGGAGCACUUCUAGUGAAUCUGAGGGAGAAGCUGAAUUAAGAAACAAAUGCAAGUAUCAUGGUACUUCAGAAAAAGUCGCUAUUGCCAUGACAACUGACAAUGGUGCAGAAGGAAGCGAUGAUGUCAUCCACCCUUCACAAAUGUUAGGACAAAAGAAAAAAGUGCCUGCCAAGAAGAAAUCUAAGUCUAACUUCCUGGCAAAAGAUUCUGAGGAUUCAAAUAAUAAAAACUUCACAAGUAUUUCCUGUGAAGAAAAGGUCCUGUUGUCCUGUAAACAAUCAGGAUUUCCUGGUGUAAAAGCAGGCAUCAUUGGUGAUUGUCCCAAGAUAACAAAGGGGAAUCCCUUGAACUAUUCUGCCAAAUUAAAAGAACCAAACAACAUCAGCGAUGAGUCAGACGACAUUGAAAUAUCUGCAGACUCACCAGGGAUAACGCCCAUUCAAUCUGAACAUGGAGCAGAAAGAGCCAAAAAAACCCUGGACAGUAAAUCUCAAGUCAGUUUUAAAAAAGAGACAAUGCAAUACAACAUUGAGGAAUUUUCAUCAUCUGAAGAUGAUGUUCCCACAAAACGAAUCAGGUUCAGCGCAAACAGAGAGAUGGGUAAAAGUAACAAUAAACGAAAGGUCAGCAAUGUUCAGUUUGGUCCCAAGCAUAAGCCGAUUGGAAUUGGCAAAGAUGAAGACAUACCGGGGCGCAAAAAUCGGAGCCAAAAUCACGGGGAGCAGUUUGCGACAAUGGACAGAUUGUUAGGUGAUGUACAGGAAGUGGCUUUCAUUCAUUCGAACCAACAUGUGAUUGGAUCCAGCAAGGCUGAAAAUCAAAUGAGUCAUAAUGCAAUUCGUGAUGUAUUUGAGCUAAAACAAUAUUCCCAGAUUCCUGCCAAUGUAGCAGUCCACACCAGUCAGAUACUUCAAAAACCUGAUAAAGUGCUUUGUUCCCCUCCAAAAUCUUCCCAGCAACACCAAACGAACAAAGGUCAAAAGUUACCUCCCCUCCCACUUAUGCAUCCUGUCACUCAGACAGAGAGGAAGGUGCACCGAGCAGGUGGCAGUACCUUCUUGAUUGGACAAACAUCCAAAGGAAUCUGUAGAAAACAGCUCUCUGAAAUGGCUGAGCUUUUCAACUCGGCCUCUGUGGAAGAUCUGGCAGAGCGUGUUUUAAGCAGCACCUUGCAGCACCGGCUGACAAUGCUGAGUGAGUUUUACACGUCCCAGAAUCCAGAACUAAGCAACAUCAUGCCAGUCGGGUCCCCAGAAUCUGCACUUGAAGAUGGUGCUACAGUGGAAAGAUCAAGGAUCUGUACAGCCACAGACCUUUCUGACAGUAGGAAAAAAAACCAAAUCAAUUCUUUGAUUCAAGGAGUGUCAGGUGGCAAAACAAAAAGUUUUAGGAAAGAGCAUCUAAAAGAAACCAUUGCAUGUUUUGAAACUCAAAAUGAUGUUAUUUCAGAAAAAUGCGACCAUAAAUCAAGACUGCCCCUUAUUAAAAUUAAUAAAAUGUCAGCAGACAAAUCAUUUUCUAGUCAUUCUGUUGAAGGUGUUGACAGUAGCAUCAACAUGGAUUUUUCAAGUUCUUCAACUACUCCGCUCUCAAAGAAUAAACCAAAUAGGAGAGAGACAAGUUCCAGAGAGGCUGUGAAAUGUCAGCAGCACCAUGAAGAGAUAGGGCCACCAACAGAAAGGUCAAAGUGCAAGUCAGGUAACAACCAAGAAUCAAUGCAAUCUAAAACUGGUUCAAUCACAGAGCUGCUUGGUGACACCUCAAUACUAGAUACAUUGUUUGGGAGAAAGAAGAACCAUACUGCACAGCCAAGAAAGACUUCAGGGAAUGUCCCAAAAGGAAAACGCAAACCAAAAGAUUUUUGGGACGUUCUCAAUCAAAGUAACAAUGAGUAUGUUAGUACACUAACAGAUUUGUCUGUGAUAGAGAGUUUAUGUGAAAGUGCACCCUUGAAAUCAAAGAAAAGAGAAGAAAAGUCAGAUGGCACCCUUUGGAAAAAGAAUGAGAAGUUUUUGUGGAAAAAAGGUGAUCCAAAGGAUGACUCUGGUGCCUCAACAUCUGGCACAUUUUUGGCAAAUUAACUGUGAAAAUGGAACUGCAGGAAUGGGCAGGCACGCCUCCCAUCGGUGCACCACCAUAUUAUAUGGACCGGCCAAUUAAGGCUCACCCAGCGUGAUGUCCGCCAGGAAGCACUAUGCACUCCCUGUGCGGGCUGGGGGGGGAUUCCCUCAGCCGAGAGUGCGCUCUUUUGCACAUGCGAAAUUGCGUACUGAUCUCCCUGAGGCUAAGUGCUGGAUGGAGAAGACUGACAGAAACCUACAAAUGAAUAAUAGAUUAACUGAUUUAGAUAUUAUAAUCAUAAAAAUGAAAAAUUCUUGUAUAGAAAUUUAUUUCUGCUUGUUUUCAAAGCUAAGAUAUCUGAAUUUCAUAGGCUGGCAGUAAUGGGUCAUGGUAAGGAAACCCAAGAACACCCUUGCACACUGAUCAUUUGGGACAUUUUUACAAUUGAUACCUUGUUUUACUUUAGUUGACCUAUUGCUGUCAGAAUCUGAGCAUUUUUAUCAUUUAGGAUUUUUGCUAUGCAUUGCCUUAAUUUUAUAUGGAAAAGAUCAUCUCCUUUUUAUUGUAUUUAUUUUAAGUAUAUAUGGAAUGUCACUUGCUGCUUUGCAGCAUUGGUUGUUCUUGCUUGUGAAUCUGUCUAAAACAAUAUAAAUAGCAAUGUGAGAGAGCCUGA